This is a messenger RNA of Fukomys damarensis (Damara mole-rat), 1797 nucleotides long. It is a transcript of the gene Nars2, whose product is annotated as asparaginyl-tRNA synthetase 2, mitochondrial. Gene Ontology annotation, cellular component: mitochondrion. The coding region runs from base 280 to 1713 and encodes 477 amino acids. Gene Ontology annotation, molecular function: asparagine-tRNA ligase activity; nucleic acid binding; ATP binding. The record is from RefSeq and is a predicted model, not a curated record. The transcript is spliced from 14 exons. Gene Ontology annotation, biological process: asparaginyl-tRNA aminoacylation. Lineage: Eukaryota; Metazoa; Chordata; Mammalia; Rodentia; Bathyergidae.
UAGGGCCCGUGGGAGACCUUGCUGCUCGGGUUUAAUUAUCUUGUUGAAGUGUGUGGAGCUGUGUGGUCGGCCGCGUUGUUUAUUCUUGGCGUUUGCGGAGUGUGCGGUCUCCAUUCUGCGCCGUUGGGGACAGGGAAACAAGCGGUUCUGUAGGGGACAGAUUUGGGGAGCCCUAGAGUGCCUUACAGCAGGCUGCGGCCGAGCGAAGUGGGCCAUUGCAGACAGGGUUCGAACCCUCUUGGUCCAGAGCUGGGCCUACGGAGGCCUGGGGUGGGGGCAAUGCUGGGGGCCCGGUGUCUUUUCCGAGCUCUGCGCUCUUGCUCGUCCGCGCCCUGCCCGAGACACAGACCUUCAUCCAAACUGAGCGUGCGGGACGCUCUCAGGUCCCAGAACACGAGUGGGGAGCGCGUUAAGGUCCAGGGAUGGAUUCGUUCAGUCAGGUCCCAAAAGGAGGUCUUGUUCCUACAUGUAAAUGACGGGUCAUCUUUGGAAAGCCUUCAAGUUGUUGCAGAUUCAGGCUUUGAUAGCAAAGAAUUGGUUUUUGGAAGUUCUGUGGAAAUCCAAGGGCAGCUGAUAAAAAGUCCAUCCAAAAGGCAAAAUGUAGAACUGAAGGCAGAAAAAAUUAAAGUUAUUGGGAAUUGUGAUGCCAAGGCAUUCCCUAUCAAAUAUAAAGAGAGGCAUCCUCUGGAGUACCUGAGACAGUACCCUCACCUUAGGUGUAGGACAAAUGUUCUGGGAUCUAUAUUGAGGAUUCGCAGUGAAGCCACAGCUGCUAUUCAUUCCUUCUUUAGGGACAGUGGGUUUGUGCACAUUCAUACCCCAGUAAUUACAUCCAAUGACUGUGAGGGGGCUGGAGAGCUUUUUCAAGUUGAGCCUUCAAGCAAAAUAAAGGCACCUGAGGAGAAUUUCUUCAAUGUUCCUGCUUUCUUAACUGUCUCGGGACAACUUCAUCUAGAAGUGAUAUCAGGAGCUUUUACUCAGGUGUUUACCUUUGGUCCAACAUUCCGAGCUGAGAAUUCUCAGAGCCGGAGACACCUGGCAGAGUUUUAUAUGGUAGAAGCAGAGAUUUGUUUUGUUGAGAACCUUCAAAAUCUCAUGCAGGUUAUAGAGGAUCUCUUCAAGUCUACAACAAUGAUCAUUCUCUCAAAUUGUCCUGAAGAUGUUGAACUUUGUCACAAAUUCAUAGCUCCUGGCCACAAGGACAGAUUAGAACAUAUGCUAAAAAACAACUUUUUAAUCAUUUCUUACACGGAGGCCAUAGAGAUCUUAAAGAAAGCAUCCCAGAACUUCACCUUCACCCCAGAGUGGGGUGUUGAUCUACAAACUGAACAUGAGAAGUACCUGGUGAAGUACUGUGGCAACAUUCCGGUCUUUGUCACUAAUUAUCCACUAGCACUCAAGCCUUUCUACAUGCGGGACAAUGAAGAUGGUCCUCAGCACACAGUUGCAGCUGUUGAUCUUCUAGCACCUGUGGUUGGGGAGCUUUUUGGUGGCAGCCUCAGGGAGGAACGGUACCAUAUCUUAGAACAGCGACUGGCCAGAUUAGGACUUACAGAAGCCUACCAAUGGUAUCUGGACCUUCGUCGAUUUGGAUCUGUGCCACAUGGAGGUUUUGGGAUGGGAUUUGAACGCUACCUACAGUGCAUCUUGGGAAUUGACAAUAUCAAAGAUGUUAUCCCUUUUCCAAGAUUUACUCAUUCGUGUGUUUUAUAACUGAAAGUUUGGUUAACAAAUAGUUCCCUGGGACAUAGGCACUAUACAUGUAUAUGAAUAAAUAAGACUGCAUUUUUUAAUUUU